Phacochoerus africanus (Common warthog) is the source of this 3263-nucleotide messenger RNA. It is a transcript of the gene POM121L2, whose product is annotated as POM121 transmembrane nucleoporin like 2. Lineage: Eukaryota; Metazoa; Chordata; Mammalia; Artiodactyla; Suidae. The transcript has a single exon. Gene Ontology annotation, biological process: RNA export from nucleus; protein import into nucleus. Gene Ontology annotation, molecular function: structural constituent of nuclear pore. The record is from RefSeq and is a predicted model, not a curated record. The coding region runs from base 1 to 3063 and encodes 1020 amino acids. Gene Ontology annotation, cellular component: nuclear pore.
AUGGGCAGUUUCCUGGGCAAGGCGGGACCCUCGCCAUCGUCCCCAGCAGCGGGCCGCCCAGACUUGUCGGAGAGGCCCGUGAACCGCCGGCCAGCUCAGUCUCUUCACCAAAUCCACCGGGUUCAGCACGUCCAUCGUGCCCACCCUGCCCCACGGCACAGACCUGCGAGGAGGCCACCGAACUGGGAUCCUACCUGUCCCGCCACGUGGGUGGUCAAUGAGGCUUGGAGGCGCUUUCCCAUGAAGAGGUCCCAGAAUUCCAUCAUGGGACCUCUUCCUUCAGACUGGUGGGAAAGUUACUUCAAGCGGAGUAUUUGGUCUCUUCGGCACCCCAGGGCAAUGUGGAGCCCAGUGACCAUCAAGAUCGCUCCUCCAGAGCUGACAGUGCCUCCCUCCGCUUCUCCAGCAGAGGUAAUAAACUCUGGAGGGUCCUCACUCUCUGAGAAGCCCCCAGACCCCCGUGCAAAGGAGACAGUGCUGAGGGCCCUCAGAGAGUGCAAGAAAGGGAAAGUGAGGUUGGAACAACCACUGUUUCCAGAGAGCUUGGUCAGUGAGCAAAGGAUUCUAGAGACUAGACCAUCUGCAUUUAAGCCUCUGACGAAAAAUGGAGUCCUCACUUCUUUUGUGCCCAGGCCUGGGCCUCUGAAGAGAAGUCUCGGCCCCAGGAGCUCAGAUCACAGCUUCAAUAAGAGGCCCAGUUGCUCCUCUAGGGGCUCCUUGGUCAGCACACACACGGGUGGCCCCCUUAGCUCCAAAAGAAAUGCUAUUACAAGUUCUUACAGCUCUUCUAGAGAUUGCUUUGAGCCUUGGAAGAGAAGUAUUCCCAAUGUGUCACUCCAGAUACCAGAGUGGCCAGUAAAAAAGAAAGGGAAAUGUCAUCAGGCCCUCUCUCCGGUCCCGCUGGUAGAAGACGAAUCCCCAGAAACACCUGGCAGCUCUGGGGAGCAAAAUCAGAUUCCACUGCUUCUAUCUAGUCCUGGGUACCUGCUGUCCCCGACUCCACCUCCCCAGCUUGGUUAUGAAGUCCCUGAAGACCUGGCCUUAGGGAAGAAAGCUGGACUCCAACGGAGCAACAAAGCUGGAGAGGACAAGACUGAGGUCACCACAGACUCUGUCCCUGAGACUUGGUCUGGUAUUCAGCCUUCCCUGUCUCUUGCCCAGCCUUCUGCAGAAACAGCUUCAACCCAGGGCACCAAUCCUCAGUUGGAAAGCUUAAAUAAAAUGCAGAAGCCUCCAGGCCCACUGACCUUCUCACAACCUACUGGAGAGGCAAUCAGUGUGGCCCAUUCACAUCUGACAGCAAGCCUGCUGGCCCCACUUGGGUGCUCGAAGUCAGAGCCCCUUUCAGGCACCUCCUCAGACUCAAAACCCACAGCUGCUUUCAUUCUUCUGACCCCUGUUGCUCCCACAUCAUCAGUCACUGACACCACACGGCCACCUUCAACCUCUCAAGCUGCUGUGCCAGGAGACUCACCUGCCUUUACACAAAGUGCUUUGUUUGGACUAAUGAGUAGUCCAGCUCCCCAUCUUCCUGCAUCUACACCUCUUGUUGCAACUUCUGCUGACCACAUGUCAAAAUCUAUUUUAGGGCUCCCACCCAAUAGUGAGAUUGGAGGCUCCUUAUAUUCCAGAAUUUCAGAUACAGCGGCAGCAUCUUCAACUCUGAGUAUCUUAACACCCACCUUCCCGCCUAUCUUUGGCAGCAUAAAGACACUUAAAACUGUGCCCAUGAUAGCGCCUUUCUCUUUCAAGCAGAAGUCUCCACCUCCUCCUGCUUCUACCCAUCUCUUCCAUGGCCUAGUCAAGGCCACCUCUGUAGUCAUGUCCACCACCCCAGCCACCACAUCCAAAGACUCUUCUUUUAAGCCACCUUUGGAUUUUGGCGUGGUGAAUGUCACCAGUACCGUGAGCAACAUUUACUCCAUCCCUUCCACUUGCCACACUUUCCUUCUUGGGACUGCCUGUACCUUGACAGCCAGCUUCUCCCCAGCCACAGGCUUCAUUUCUCUACCACACCAGCGUCCUACCAUUCCUAUUGUCCACACAGUCACCAUCUUUAGUCAGGUUCUUCCCAGUGCUGUCCAGAUAUCCCCUACAAGGAGUACUACUAAUUUUAGGGCUGUGGGCAGCUCUCUGUCAACCUCAGCCCUAGUAACCACCAACCAGCCUGUACUGUCCUCCAGGAUCUCCAAUUCUACCUCAGCAUUCACAGUUCCCUUAGGGUCAAGCUCAAGACCAUAUUUCCCACUAUCCCUGGGAGCCACUUCCCAGCCUGCAUUUGAGACUGCAUAUGGGCAAAACAAAGGAGCUCCCCAACCAGCCCUUGGCCCAAGCUUCGGUAACUCUUUCAUUUUUGGAAACUCAACCGUGGCAUCCUCAGUCCCAAUACCAACUCCAGCCCUGCCAUCCUUCAGCAAUACCACGCACUCAGCCUUUGGGGGUGUGGCACCAUCAGCCUCCACCUUUCACAUCCCUGCCACCCUCCGAUCAGACUUUGGCAGCACUCCGGUAGGUUUUCCCUUUGAUCAAGCUAAUACAAGUGGUUUUGGAGUUGUCACUCCAACCCACCAGAGUGGGGCUUGUAAUGCGGUGUUUGGUAGCACAGCCCCACGCCCUUUUGCCUUUGGAGGAUUAGUGACCCCUAUGGACUGUGGAGAGUCUGGGAUCAGCGAGACUGCCUCUGGUGUGAGCUCCAACUCUGGAGCAUUCAGCAUUGGAGUAGUGCCAAGUGGGACCACUAGCAUCAUCACACCCUAUGAAAAAGGCUGCAGCCAAGACAACCAGAGCGCACCUUUUGCCUUGGGGAGGGCCAGCAUUUCUGCAAGCAAAACUAUGUUUGGAAGCCCCUCAAUGGCCCCCUUUGCUCAGAGCACCCCUGUACCUGGGUCAGUCAAGGCAGGCAGUAGCCUUGGCUGUGAGAUGCCCUCUUCACCUGCCCCGGGCUCUCCUGGGAGAGGAGCUUUCAGAUUGGCAGCUCCUUCAUUUUCCAUUGGUGCAAAAUCCAAAACCCCAAAGAAUAGGGAGAAAGGACAUUUCCGAAGGCAUCAUGCCCGCAGGAAAUAACCUGGUUCCUUGCCCUUUGUACUCUGAUUUGGACCUCCAGAUAGUGAAGUGCCUCAGGCUCUUCCAGUUCUCUACAGCAAAAAUACCUCAGAUCUAAGGUGAGAGAUUUACACAUUCACCUUGUGGGUCCUAAUCUACAUCCUAGAAGAAGAUGGAGGACUAAAGUAUCUAGUGGUAAUAGCAGAAUAAAGCUAAGUGGA